AUUGAGAAAAUUAUUAGGCUUUUAUAUUUCUUUCCAUGGAAGUUUUCAAAAUUCGCGCGCAAUGUCAUUGUUCGAAUACGCAUGCGUAAUCUCAAUAAGUCACUGCAUAUGCGCAAUUAAACAAAGACACAAGAGACGAUUUGCAGCAUUCUCUUUCUAUUAUUGUCUCUAAAUUGUAUGCCAUCAUUAGUGUAGCUCUUGUAAAGAAAAACUCAAUAGAAAAAGUCACAUGUAUUAUGGGAAUGGCGCGACUUAUGAUGAAACAUGGGUGAGGGUAACAGGAGAAUGAGCUCAGUUCGUGACUGCAAACCUGUCAACGCAACAGUUCGCACGAAAUUGCCUUAGAAACUACUUGCUACUAUUGGCUUUUGGAAAGUUCUCUGGACAUAGUGUUGUGGAGAUAAAGGGCGUAGUUAACGGAGGAAAGGAUGAGUUACUACGGCGAUGGAGCUCCUCUCGAUGAUGUAUUCGUUAAAGCGGCGGUGGAAGUGAAACGGUUCCUUCCGUCGCUGUUCAACAUUAAAGUGUUGGGAGAAAAAGGAUCUGGCUUCAGACCCAGAGGAGCAGUUCAAGACUUCAACACACUUAGAAGAGAAUGUCUGGCAUCAGGCACUCUCUUUGAUGAUCCAGAAUUCCCAGCAGAUGACACAUCAUUAUAUUUUUCAAGAAGACCAGAUAGAUAUAUAGAAUGGAAACGACCAAUGGAAAUUGUAGACAACCCUCAGCUAUUUGUAGAAGGGUUCUCCAGAUUCGAUGUACAACAGGGAGAACUGGGAGACUGUUGGCUUCUGGCAGCAGUCGCGAAUCUUACCAUGGAUGCCAAUUUAUUCUUCCAAGUGGUUCCAGAGGACCAGAGCUUUGAUGAGAAUUAUGCUGGUAUCUUUCACUUCAGAUUUUGGCAAUAUGGCAGAUGGGUAGACAUCGUAAUUGACGAUAGACUGCCAACUUAUCAUGGAGAAUUAGUAUACCUCCGCUCAGCAGAGAGCAGCGAAUUUUGGAGUGCCCUAUUAGAAAAAGCCUAUGCCAAACUCCAUGGUUCAUAUGAAGCGUUAAAGGGUGGAAGUACUUGUGAGGCCAUGGAAGAUUUCACUGGCGGGGUGACAGAAAUGUACCAAAUGGAUCAGACACCUCCAAACCUCUUCAGUAUAUUACUGAAAGCAUUUGAAAGAAAUUCCUUAAUGGGUUGUUCAAUUGAGCCUGAUCCAAAUGUAUUGGAAGCAGAGACACCUCAGGGAUUGAUCAGAGGCCAUGCUUACAGUAUUACACGUGUAAAACAUGUGGAAAUUCAGACACCAAAUCAGUAUGGAAGAAUUCCUCUACUUAGGCUCAGAAACCCAUGGGGCAACGAGGCUGAAUGGAACGGUCCAUGGAGUGAUCAAUCUCCAGAAUGGAGAUUCAUUCCUGACCAUGAGAAAGAAGAACUGGGUUUGACCUUCGAUAUGGAUGGAGAGUUUUGGAUGUCCUUCCAGGAUUUCACAAAAUACUUUACCCAAUUAGAAAUUUGUAACUUGAAUCCAGAUUCAUUGACAGAGGAUGAUUUGAAUGCUGGUAAGAAAAGGUGGGAGAUGAGUGUUUUUGAAGGAGAAUGGGUACGUGGCGUCACUGCUGGAGGCUGCAGAAACUUUUUAGAAACAUUCUGGCAUAAUCCACAGUACCGUAUUACCUUGGAGUAUCCUGAUGAGGAUGAUGACAAAUGUACAGUCAUUGUUGCAUUAAUGCAGAAGAAUAGAAGAGCACAGAAGAGAAUGGGUGCAGAGUGUUUGACCAUUGGGUUUGCAAUAUACCAUUUGGAGUAUCCAGAACGAUUACCAAAACCUCUAGACGUUAAUUUCUUCAAGUACAACGCCUCAGUAGCAAGAUCCCCAGCAUUUAUAAACCUAAGAGAAGUAACUUGCCGCUUUAAGUUGCCACCUGGGGUCUAUUGUAUAGUGCCGAGUACAUUUGAUCCUAAUGAGGAAGGAGAAUUCUUGUUGAGAAUAUUCUCUGAAAAUAAAAAUAAUAUGGAAGAGAAUGAUGAGGAAGUCGGUAUCGGAGAAGUUGAUGAUAGGGUACAAGAUGAGCCAGAGCCAGACAGAAACGCAGAAAAAGUUCGUGAAUUCUUCAAGAAACUUGCUGGUGAUGAUAUGGAAGUGGAUUGGAUGGAACUGAAAGAAAUCUUAGAUUUUGCUAUGCGAAAAGAACUACCACAGUCGGUGCGUCGUAGUGAGGCUCAUGAAACUGUACAAGGAGAUGGUUCGUUUAUCGACACUCUCAUCUCACUGCUGUGCGGCAUUGUUUGUAAUAAUGAACAGUACAAUAAGUCCUUAGAAACCCACGAUAAAGGAUUCAGUAAGGACGUGUGUCGCAGCAUGGUUGCCAUGCUAGAUGUUGAUCACUCUGGUAAACUAGGAUUCGAAGAGUUCAGAACUUUAUGGAAUGAUAUAAGAAAAUGGAGGGCUGUAUUCAAAUUGUAUGACAAAGACGAAUCAGGAUUCUUGAGCGCAUUCGAAUUGCGACAAGCUUUAAAUAGUGCAGGAUAUCGGUUAAAUAAUCAUAUAUUAAAUAUUUUGGUCCAUCGUUAUGGAACAAAAGACGGCACGAUUACGUUUGAUGACUACAUAAUGUGUGCAGUUCGACUUAAAACAAUGAUAGAUAUUUUCAGGGAACGAGAUCCAGAUCAAACUAACACAGCUACAUUUACGAUGGAAGAAUGGAUAGAGAAGACGUUAUACUCAUAAAAAAAAAGUAUGUUACGAUUUUAAUAGCUGUUUUUCUUUUACAACAAA
Messenger RNA from Osmia lignaria (orchard mason bee), 2765 nucleotides. It is a transcript of the gene CalpA, whose product is annotated as calpain A. Gene Ontology annotation, molecular function: calcium ion binding; calcium-dependent cysteine-type endopeptidase activity. Gene Ontology annotation, biological process: proteolysis. Gene Ontology annotation, cellular component: cytoplasm. Lineage: Eukaryota; Metazoa; Arthropoda; Insecta; Hymenoptera; Megachilidae. The record is from RefSeq and is a predicted model, not a curated record.